This is a messenger RNA of Lathyrus sativus (Indian pea), 1317 nucleotides long. NCBI's taxonomy places the organism in Eukaryota, Viridiplantae, Streptophyta, Magnoliopsida, Fabales, Fabaceae. The record is from the annotation of a GenBank genome assembly.
AUGGCUCAACUCGAACGCCCUCAGAGACAUGUCGAUUCUGCAAAAAGUCCUGGUUCCAUUCAAACCAUGGAACAACUUGUCCGAGCAGGAGAAGCUGCAAAGCCAAAGCUGUCACCAAGCAAAUCGUCGUCUUCCUCGGCCUGUUCUUCUCCGUCCUCUCCUUUCUUCCAAAGGAUGAUGCAUCUUGACUCAGAAGAAGACCAUGGCCAGAAUCAUAGUCAGAAGAAAUCAGUUAUCACCAAAGUAAAGGAAAAAGCCAAGAAGUUACGCCAUAGCCUCAGUAAGAAAAGACACGAGGACUGGAAUAUUAAUAGUCCCCCGUCGAGUGCUGGACAUGAAGGUGAUGGAGCAGAAGAAGAUGCUGAACACCAUGGAGCUACAUUGUAUGAAUCUGAGAUGGCACAUGAAGGACAUAAAGAAUAUACAAGGCAACAUUCAAGACUGACUCCAGUAACCCCACAGAAGCAUAUUCUGUCAAACGCUGAAAAGCUUGGAUUAGAACAUGCUAGAGAAAAGACGCUAAUCCGUUCGCUGUCAAAGAAAAUAACACAACCGGCUACAACAGCAACUACUGCACCGACACUUUCUGGUCCAAGCAAGAUAAUCACCAAAACCUCACCGGAGAAGAACCAGACACCAGCACAUGCUGAAGGAUCAGAAACAGCUCAAUAUAUAACUUCCAAAAUUCACGGCCUCUCAGUUUCCAAACCCGGAGAGAAUCACAAUUCAUCACCAACAGACGCAACAGCUAAUAAACAGGUAUCAUUGUCCCUUCUCACUUCACGUACUCCUCCAGCUAAGAUGCCUUCUCAAAUAGCUCCGAGCACCCCUCGAGCUUCAUCAAAUCCAGUGGAAACUUCACCACCUUCACCACCCGCAUCUGCUCCACCGAGUCCGAGCAAUAACACUCCCCCAUCACAGAUAUGGGAUAAGGGUGUUUCGGUGAAGGAAUACUUGAUGAACAAAUUUGAGCCAGGUGAAGAUGAGAAAGCUCUCUCCAGAGUGAUAUCUGAAGCAAUGAGUCCUAGAAGAACUCCCGGUGAUGUAGGUGUGAUUGAGAAGGUGAGAGAAGCUGUAACAUCUUUGCUCCGAACUGAGGAAGCAACAAAACAUGCAGACACAAACACAAACACAAACACUACUGCUCGCACGCCAUCCCAAGUCUCAGAAUCUACCAGCACCACCCAUGCACCAUCUCAAAUCUCUGUCUCAGCCUCUACCAGCACUACCCGUGCGCCAUCUCAAAUCCCUGUAUCUUUUAACUAUCAAGAAGAUGUUCACGAAGAAAACCAUGGCAGGGUUCUUCAGGAAAAUUGA